AGCCGGAAGCCGGCUGAGCUGAGCAGAACCGAGUUGGGGUUUCUCAGCGCAAGGAAGGGCUCCGGGGCGUUCCGCCGCUGCACCCCAGCCUCGGGCCGCGCCCCCACCCCCGCGACCUUGCCGGGGCCAUGGGGGCUCCGCGCCGGGGGUCCCCAGUUUUCCCGGGGUCCCCGCUGGGGCUGCUGUUCCUGCUCCUGAGCGUGCUGGCCCCGGGUCGCUGCGCCCCGCGGCUCUUGGACCACCCGGCGCCCGUCUGCUCCCAGCAGGGGCUAAAUUGCACAAUUGAGAAUAGUAACUGCCUGGAUGACAGCUGGACCCGUCCUCGACCCCUGACCCCCUCCUCCCCCAAAGAUGUCCAAGCCCAGCUGCGCUUCGCCCACAACCAGAAUGGAGACCUACUCCCCGUGGUUCAUAUUGAGUGGGCGCUGCAGACAGAUGCCAGCAUCCUAUACCUGGAGGGCGUGGAGCUAUCUGUCCUGCAGCUGAGCACCAAUGAGGCCUUGUGCGUCAAGUUUGUGUUUCUCUCCAAACUGGAGCAUCACCACAAGCGGUGGCGUUUUACCUUCAGCCACUUUGUGGUGGAACCUGGCCAGAAGUACGAGGUGACCGUUCACCAUCUGCCCAAGCCCAUCCCCAACGGGGACCCGAACCACCAAUCCAGGAGCUUCUUUGUGCCAGACUGCGAGGACCCCAGGAUGAAGAUGGUCACGCCAUGUGUGAGCUCAGGCAGCCUGUGGGAACCCAGCAUCACAGUGGAGACCCUGGAGGACCACCGCCUGCUAGUGAGCUUUACCCUGUGGAAUGAGUCGGUCCCCUAUCAGAUCCUGCUGAACAGUUUUCCGCACACGGAGAACCAAAGCUGCUUCGAGCAAAUACAGCAUGUACCAGCGCCCAGACAAGAGGAUUUCCACCAGCGGUGGAAUACCACGUUCACCCUGCAGAGCUUUAAUUGGUGCUGCCACCAUCGAGUGCAGAUCCAGCCUUUCUUCAGCAGCUGCAUGAAUGACUGUCGCCGACACUCCGUGACCGUUCCCUGCCCAGAAAUCCCAGAUAUUCCAGUUCCCAUCACAGACUACGUGCCCCUAUGGGUGUACGGGUUCAUCACCGCCAUCGCCGUCUUGCUGGUGGGCUCCGUCAUCCUGUCCGUCAUCUGCAUGACUCGGAGGCUGCCUGGGUCUCAUCGUGAAGAAUACGGCAGUGACGCCAAAUACUCUGAUGCCCUGCCCAUGGCCGAGCUGGCCCCCCCACCCCUGAAGCCACGCAAAGUCUGGAUCAUCUACUCGGCCGACCACCCCCUCUACAUGGCUGUGGUCCUGAAGUUCGCCCAGUUCCUGCUCACCAUCUGCGGCACCGAAGUGGCCCUCGACCUGCUGGAGGAGCAAGCCAUCUCCGAGGUGGGCAUCAUGACCUGGGUGGGCCGCCAGAAGCAGGAAAUGGUUGAGAGCAACUCCAAGAUCAUCAUCCUGUGCUCCCGAGGCACCAGGGCCAAGUGGCAAGCGAUCCUCGGCUGGGAGGAGCCCGCCAUCCAGCUGCGGUGCGACCGCCAGAAGCCUGCCGGGGACGUCUUCACCGCAGCCAUGAACAUCAUCCUCCCCGACUUCAAGAAGCCGGCCUGCUUUGGCACCUACGUCGUCUGCUACUUCAGCGGCAUCAGCCAUGAGGGUGACAUCCCCGACCUCUUCAACAUCACGCCCCGGUACCCGCUCAUGGACAGGUUCGAAGAGGUCUACUUCCGCAUCCAGGACCUGGAGAUGUUCGAGCCCGGCCGGAUGCACCGCGUUGGGGAGCUCAUGGACGAAAACUACCUGCAGAGCCCCAGCGGCCGGCAGCUCAAGGAGGCCGUGGACAGGUUCCAGGAAUGGCAGGCCCAGUGCCCCGACUGGUUUGAGCGCGAGACCCUCAGCUCUGCAGAUGAUCAGGACCUGCCAUCCCUGGACGAAGAGGUGUUCGAGGAGCCGCUGCUGCCCGCGGCGGGUGGCAUCAUCAAGCAGAAGCCCCUGAUGCGGGAACCCGUCCCCGAGGGCGGCCUGGUGGUAGAUCUGUUCAUCAGCGAGGAAGAAAGCGGAGCCUCGAGGUUAGAACCUCAGCAUCGGCCCCAGGGGGAGCUGGUGGCCCGGACCCUGCAAACCGUGGUGCUCCCGGUGGACAAGGUCCCGUCGGCUCAGGCCGUGGAACCCCUCCCUGCAGCUGAUGGUAGGGGUGCUGCCAGCCGGCUGGCCGUGACUGAGAAGAGCGAGGCCGUCCCGCUGCUGGAGGCCCACGGCCCACAGCGGAACAGCGUCCUCUUCCUCCCCAUGGAGGACUCAAAGGACUCGCCUCUCUGCAGCACCCCCAUGGCCUUGCCCGACCCCCUCCCGGAGGACGUGCGGGAGCAGCUCGAAGGCUUGAUGUUGUCACUCUUCCAGCAGAGUCUGAGCUGCCAGGCCCAGGAGGGGUGGGAGGGGCCCCCAGUGGUCCUCAAGGACCCCUACACGCCCUGCGAGGAGGAGCAGAGGCAGUCGGUGCAGUCUGACCAGGGCUACAUCUCCAGGAGCUCCCCGCAGCCCCCGGAUGGACUGGUGGAGAUGGACGAAGAGGAGGAGGGAGAGGAGGACCUGGGGAAGCCGGCCGGGCCACUCUCUGCCGAGGACCUGGAGAACCUGAGAAGUCUCCAGCAACAGCUUUUCUUCCAAGAACUUCAGAGGAACUCUGGCUGGGACAGCAUGGAGUCUGAGAGGCAGGACUCCUAGUGAGGAGAGAGAAGGGUGUAUGUGCACCUGGGUGCACACGGAUGUAUGUAUUUGCGUGUGUGUUUGUGGGCAAGUGUCCUGAUUCUGCCUCUGGACAUCCCUUAACCUUCCUUUAUAUGACCAUCGGAUCUGAUCCCCUUCCGUCCCCAUGAGAAUCCACAGCUCAUUCCCAGGAGAGAAUGGCUAAGUGUCCUGGAGUCUUUGUCAUUCAUUCAUUCAUUGAUUGAUUUGACAUUUAUUUUUGCACCUACUGUGUACCAGGCCUCCGGGAUACAAAGAUAAAUUGUGCAUGGCACGGCCCCUGACAGCCAGAUUAACGUUUCAGUGAGAGAGACAGACUAGCACCGGAUGUAAAGGCUGGGAGAGGGGCCUGCCGGGGCCAAGAAAAUGCACACAUGAGGCACCCAGCCUGGGGAAGAAGUCCCUGGGUCAAGGGACUGUGGCUAGAGAAGGACGCAGCAUGUGGGGAGGG
Molecule: messenger RNA, 3201 nt
Organism: Choloepus didactylus (southern two-toed sloth)
Lineage: Eukaryota; Metazoa; Chordata; Mammalia; Pilosa; Megalonychidae
Gene: IL17RA
Product: interleukin 17 receptor A
Exons: 13
Coding region: 129-2729 (866 amino acids)
Molecular function (GO): interleukin-17 receptor activity
Source: RefSeq, a predicted model, not a curated record